Molecule: messenger RNA, 5551 nt
Organism: Mizuhopecten yessoensis (Yesso scallop)
Lineage: Eukaryota; Metazoa; Mollusca; Bivalvia; Pectinida; Pectinidae
Product: cleavage and polyadenylation specificity factor subunit 1-like
Exons: 38
Coding region: 180-4508 (1442 amino acids)
Cellular component (GO): nucleus; mRNA cleavage and polyadenylation specificity factor complex
Molecular function (GO): nucleic acid binding; protein binding
Source: RefSeq, a predicted model, not a curated record
UAAUCAUGUUCCACAAGAUGGCGUCUUCCAGUAAUUCGGCAUGCCGGAUUUUGCAUUGUUUGUGAUAAUUUAGACACUAUUUAUGAAGAUAAAGUAAUUAUAAAAACGGCAUCCGUGUCUUCAAAACCCCAAUAUCCAAAUUACAUCGCUUGAAUUAAUGACGACUACGAGCGUUUGAGAUGUAUGCCCUGUACAAACAGAUACACCCUCCCACAGGGAUCGAACACUGUGUCUACUGUAACUUCUUCAACACGUCGGAAAGAAAUCUCGUCAUAGCUGCUGUGAACCAGCUCGAUGUGUACAGACUGAUUCCAGAAGUUGAUGAUGUUGAAAGUCCUGACAAAUGGACAGAAAGCAAGAGAAAGCAGAAACUGGAGAGCCUGGCGACGUUCAGUCUGUUCGGAAACAUCAUGUCAAUGCAACAUGUCAAACUGCCGGGGGCACAUCGAGAUGCUCUUCUCCUCAGCUUCAUGGACGCAAAGCUGUCAGUGGUGGAGUAUGACCCAGGAACACACGACCUCCAGACGACCUCUCUCCACUACUUUGAGGAAUCUGUCAUGAAGGAUGGUUUCUCUACAAAUUAUGAUAUUCCGACAAUUCGAGUGGACCCUGACGGUCGAUGUGCAGCCAUGUUGAUCUAUGGGAACCGCCUGGUAAUUCUGCCGUUCAGAAGAGAUGCCUUGAUGGAGGAGACUGACAAUGUGGUUGGUGCAAGCAAAUCCCCCAUCAUGUCCUCGUAUAUAAUUGACCUGCGACAGUUUGAUGAGAAGAUCCCCAAUGUGAAGGACUUCCAGUUCCUACAUGGUUACUAUGAACCUACUGUCUUCAUCUUGUAUGAACCGCUACAGACUUGGGCUGGACGUACCGCAGUGCGAGCCGACAGCUGUAGCAUCGUGGCCAUCUCACUUAACAUACAGGAACGAGUCCAUCCCAUCAUCUGGUCACUGGCCAGUCUUCCCUUCGACUGUCAUCAUGUAAUGCCUGUGCCGAGGCCCAUCGGAGGGGUGAUGGUGUUAGCUGUCAACUCCCUGUUGUAUCUUAACCAGAGCGUGCCUCCCUACGGGGUGGCCCUCAACAGUAUCGCUCACGCCAGUACAGCAUUCCCUCUAAGAUCACAGGAGGGAGUAAGGAUCACACUGGACUGUGCUGAAGCUGCAUUCAUGUCUUACGAUCGACUCAUCCUGUCUCUUAAAGGAGGCGAACUAUAUGUCCUGACAUUGGUCGUGGAUGGGAUGAGAAGUGUGAGGAGUUUUCACUUUGAUAAAGCUGCUGCCAGUGUCCUUACCACCUGUAUGUGUGUAUUGGACGAUGGCUACCUGUUACUCGGCUCCCGUCUUGGAAACUCCCUGCUACUGCGAUACACGGAGAAGGUGGCUGACUUGGAGCUGGCUGACGGAGAUAGCAAGACUGAGCUUCCAACCAAGAAGAAGAAGACAGACGGGACAACAGACAUGGCCUCAGAUGUGACACAGAUUGAGAACCUGUAUGACCUUGAAGUAUACGGCAGCGCAGAGAACCCCGCCGGUACUAUGAUCACUAGUUACUCAUUUGAGGUGUGUGACAACAUCUGGAACAUUGCUCCCUGUGGACAGAUCGUCAUGGGAGAACCAGCCUUCUUGUCUGAAGAGUUCGCAGGCAAUCCUGACCCUGACCUUGAACUUGUGACCACAUCUGGAUAUGGAAAAAAUGGAGCCUUGUCCGUUCUACAGCGGAGCAUCAGACCCCAAGUGGUGACGACUUUUGAGCUGCCAGGCUGUGUUAACAUGUGGACAGUGAAAGGAACCCUCCCAAAUGACACACCACCGAAGACUCCAGCAGCUGAAGAGAAGACAGAGGAAAAGGAGGACGAUGCAAAGGAAGAGAAGGAGGAGAUAGAGGAUGGCCAUGCCUUUCUCAUCCUCAGUCGGGCAGACUCCAGUAUGAUCCUUCAGACAGGUCAGGAGAUCAUGGAGCUUGACCAUAGCGGUUUUAGUACACAGACAGCCACGAUCUUUGCCGGCAACAUUGGAAAUGACAAGUACAUCAUCCAGGUGUCAUCUACAGGGGUCAGACUGUUGGAGGGAGUAAAACAGAUCCAACACAUCCCUGUGGACAUCGGCUCACCACUUGUCCACUGCUCGCUGGCUGAUCCAUACGUACUACUAAUGGCAAGUUCAGGUCAAAUUGCCAUGCUCACCAUGAAAGAGGAUGUGAAUGGUGCUCGCCUUGUCACCACUCGGCCCUCAGUAUCACAGCACUCCCGACUCCUGACCCUGUGUUUGUACAAAGAUCUUAGUGGAAUGUUCACAACCAAGGCGACACAGCUUGGUGACGAGGAGGAGACAACUACCAACUCCAAAGAGACGAAACCCUCCACAGAGAGAGCAUUCACGCUGGAUACAGAAAAUAUUGAUGACGAAGAUGAACUUUUAUAUGGAGAGACCGACACUUCAGUGUUCACAUCGUCAUUUGAUAUCAGCAUGCGGUCCGAGUCAGAGGGGCCAAAGAGGGAGACCAAGAGCUGUCACCUCAACCCCACCUACUGGGCACUCAUGUGUCGAGAAAACGGUGUGCUGGAGGUCUAUAGUGUUCCAGACUUUAAGAUGAGCUACUAUGUCAAGAAUUUUCCAAUGGGUCAAAAGAUCUUAGUGGACAGUGUCCAGAUGACUGACAAAGUCAGCACCAGUGGUAUGGGGGGCGAGCGCCAAGAGAAAAUCAUGGGAGAUAUGCCGACCAUUAAGGAACUGUUGAUGGUGGGCCUCGGAUACCGCAACUCCCGAUCCUUCCUUUUUGCGAGAGUGGAUGAUGAGUUUUACAUAUACGAAGCAUUUCCGUUUUACCAAACACCCGUUAAAAGUCACCUGAAGCUGCGGUUCAAGAAGGUCCAGCACAAUGUGAUCCUAAGGGAACGGAGAACUGGAAAGUACAAGCGUAAGAUGGAUUCUGAAGACGGAGAGGAAUCUCAACAAACUAAUGACACUACCAUGCUUCAUUACUUCAGUGAUCUGGCGGGCUACAAUGGGGUGUUUAUCUGUGGUGCCUACCCUCAUUGGAUAUUCAUGACGACCCGAGGAUGCCUCCGUAUUCAUCCAAUGGGCAUUGAUGGCAGGGUCACUUGUUUUUCACCCUUCCACAAUGUUAACUGUCCGAAGGGCUUUCUCUAUUUCAACGGGCUGGGAGAACUAAGAAUAAGUGUUCUGCCCACACACUUAACGUAUGAUGCACCAUGGCCUGUGAGGAAAGUACCGCUACGCUGUACGCCACAUUUUAUAGCCUACCAUCCUGAAAGCAAGAUUUACUCUGUGGUACAUAGCAUACCUGAACUGUGUAAUUACCUGCCUAAGCCAGCCGAAGAAAGAGAGUAUGAUGUGAUAGAAAAAGAUGAGCGAUAUGUGUAUCCCAACUUGAAGCGGUUCGUGGUACAGCUGUACAGCCCGACUUCCUGGGAGGUAGUACCCAACACAAAGAUUGAACUGGACCAAUGGGAGCAUGCUACAAUUAUGAAGUGUGUGUCACUGAAGUCAGAAGGGACUUUAACAGGCUUAAAGUCCUUUGGGGUGAUCGGGACGACAGUCUGCUACGGGGAGGAGGUGCAGUGUCGAGGCAGGAUAUUGAUUUACGACAUCAUAGAAGUCGUGCCAGAACCGGGACAGCCUCUCACGAAAAACAAAAUCAAGGUUGUCUAUGCCAAGGAGCAGAAAGGACCAAUCACAGCCCUGGCUCAUAUCUGCGGCCUUCUGGUCACUGCCAUUGGUCAAAAGAUGUACAUCUGGCAGUUUAAAAAUGACGACUUGGAGGGCGUGGCUUUCAUCGACUCUUACAUCUACAUCCACAACCUUGUCACCGCGAAAAACCUUAUCCUGGCCUCCGACCUGCUCAAGAACGUCAAUAUCUACCGAUACCAGGAGGACUUCAAGGUUCUGUCGCUCGUCAGCAGGGAUGUGAAACAAUCGGAGACUUACGCGUCCCAGUUCCUCAUUGAUAACAACCUACUGUGUUUUGUCGUGACGGACAGUCUGAAGAAUAUCAUUGUUUACACCUACCAACCAGAAGCCAGAGAAAGUCAUGGAGGACAUCGGUUGGUAAGGAAAGCUGAAUUCAAUGCCGGAUCUCAUAUCAACACGAUGUUCCGUGUACGGUGUCGCAUCCGAGAGCCAGGGACAGACAGGAGGAUGACAGGAGCUGUAGAAAAAAGAAACAUCACAUAUUUUGCCACUUUGGACGGCAGUAUGGGCUUCAUUCUUCCCGUCUCGGAGAAGGUGUACAGACGACUGCUCAUGUUGCAGAAUGCCCUCACUACACAACUUCCUCACCUGGCUGGCCUAAACCCUCGGUCCUACAGGACAUUUAAGCAGUCUUGUCCGGAACUGAGAAAUUUACAGAAGAAUAUCCUGGAUGGAGAACUGUUAUGGAAAUAUCCAAACUUGAGUGUCAUGGAGAAAACAGAAAUUGCUAAACGGAUUGGUACAUCAGCUGAUCAGAUCUUAGAAGACUUAAUGGAGGCGGACAGAUUAACAGCACAUUUCUGAGGAGGACAUAUGACAUUAAGCUGAGUGAGGGAAUUUGUGGAAAUCUUUUCUGAGAUUUAAAAAGAAACUAAAGUUCCUGAUCAAGAGGACUAAAUAGAGGGACGUUUGCGAAAUUAACGUACAAUACACAUCCUACUGAAUCAAAAUAGGGAACUUAUUCAACAUGUCAACAGUGAUUGAUGGGAAGUUCGAUUUCAGACCACACAGAUACUUGUGUAAAAAUUGUACUUUAGAACAGCUUUGAGCAGCAGAAUUUGUUAUAGAGCUUUCAGUCUCAGAUCUGACUUCUGGACGUUUUAAAAGGUUACACAAUAUGUUGGUUGUCAUGACAACUAUGUCAUUUCAUUUCAUUUUUAGAUUUCAUAGAUAUUUGUUUACCAUCAGCUUCAUUCUAUGCAUGAUCAAUCACUUCAUAAUGAAUGAGUGGAUCUGUAUGAAUAUUGUAUAAGUAAGGAUUGGAUUAUGUCCAUUCAAGUAGGUUUCAAACUUUAAAAGAAUGAUAUGGUCAAGACAGAUAAUUGUUGUAUUUUGAAACCUUCUGAAAGCAGAUGAAAAUAGUGUUCUAGACUGGAAUUUAAACCCUGAACUUCAGACUGUAAUACUAUUUCUCUAACUGAGUGAGUUACCUGGCCAACAUAAGAGUCCUGGCCGAACUGUGUUACAGUUAUAUCAAAAGAGAAGUUAAGGGAAGGUUACUGUAGAUUGGAAAAAGCAAACUGCAGUGAGACCGGGAUCCUUAAGAAGUAAGUAAAUCUGAACUACAACAUCCUGCUUUGAGUGCUAAAAGUGAUGUAAUGAGAAUCGUUAGUCAAAUAACGAAAGUGAAAAUAUAUGUUUUUAUGGAAUGACAGGAGAUAUUUGUAUGAGGUAUAUUUGAAUUAAAAUGAAUCAUCUGUAAAUAGGUUCUGUACAUAAUCAAGCCAUGGAUUUAGAAUCCGGAUCUAAAUCCGGGAUCAGUAAGAAUUUUAUCAUUCAAAGAUUGAUAUUUUUUACGAUAUUGUUAUACAUUGUGCAUGUACAUAGAAAUAAAGAUGGAAGAUUAA